AUGACAAUAUUAAUUUUAUUAUUUAUUUUAACUAUUUCUUCUGUUUUUUCUCGUUCUGCUUAAGAAUGGCAAUCAAGAACAAUAUACUAAAUAAUAACUGAUAGAUUUGCAAAAGGAGACGGCAAUAAACCUUCCUGUGAUUUAAACAGUUAACCAAAUUAUUGUGGAGGUGAUUUUUUUGGCAUUAUUAAUAACUUAGAUUACAUACAAGGAAUGGGUUUUAAUGCUAUAUGGAUAUCACCAAUUCCUUAAAAUGUAGAACAUGCAUUCCAUGGUUAUGCAGCUUAAGACUUAUCAAAAAUAAACUCUCAUUAUGGUGGGGAAUAAGGUUUAAAAAAACUAAUAGAAUCUUGUCAUAAAAAGGAUAUAUGGGUUAUGGUAGAUGUAGUAGCAAAUCACAUGGGUAAUACAGAUUUGGACUUUUCAAAAAAUAUUCCUUUCAAUCUCCCAGAACACUAUCAUGAAUAUUGUUUAAUAUCAGACAAUGACUUUGCAACAAAAAAUAUGAAAAAUAUAUAAAAUUGUAGACUUUCAGGAUUAGCUGAUUUAAAUACUGAAAAUCCUUUUGUUGCUAACUAUUUAUUUUAAUGGAUUAAAAAUCUUAUUUAAACAUAUAAUAUUGAUGGUAUUAGAAUAGACACUGUCCCUGAAGUAUCGCCAAAAUUCUGGAAAUAAUACACAGAAAGUGCUGGUGUAUUUGCAGUAGGAGAAGUAUUUGACCCCUCAUAUAGUUAUGUAGGAGGAUAUGUAAGUUCUGUAGGAAGCGUAUUGAACUAUCCUUGGUACUUUACAGUUAAAGACAUAUUUUUAUACUAAAAAGAUAUGUUAGGAAUCCGUGAUCAUUACUAAAAUUGGUAGAGAUAAAAUAUUGAUGUAUCUAUAUUAGCUUAAUUUAUAGAUAAUCAUGAUAACCCAAGAUUUUUGAGUUAUUCUCAUUUAGAUCAAAAUUCUUUAAAAACUCUUCUUAAAGCCUAUACUACUUUAACUCUUACUACUAUAGGAGUUCCUAUUAUGUAUUAUGGAACUGAAUAAUAUUUUGUUGGAGGCGCAGAUCCAUAUGAUAGAGAACCUUUAUGGAACAAUUUUCAUACUAGCUCAGAAAUGUACAAAUACAUAUAAACAGUACUCUCAGCUAAAUAUAAAGCUUUAUCCUUUAAUAAAGUCUAGUUUACUAACUUUAGAAGAAUUCAUCUUAAUAGUAACAUUUAAACUGAAAGUUACGCUGAUUAGGAGAUUUAUGCAUUUUUCAGAGGUAAAAUGUGGGUAUCAGUUACUAAUAAAUUCUAUUAAGUUACUAAAAUUAUCACUACUCAUCCUUUCUAAAAUGGAGAUGUUAUUUGCAAUGUUUUCUGGCCAAAAGAUGAUUGCAUUACUGUUUAAAAUAAAUCUUUUUAAGUCUAUCUUAAUAAUGGAGAAGCUAAAAUAUAUCUUUUGAAAAGCUAAAUAGUUGAUAUUCAAGAAAAUUGA
This is a messenger RNA of Ichthyophthirius multifiliis, 1467 nucleotides long. RefSeq lists its product as hypothetical. Gene Ontology annotation, molecular function: alpha-amylase activity; calcium ion binding. Gene Ontology annotation, biological process: carbohydrate metabolic process. The record is from RefSeq and is a predicted model, not a curated record. Lineage: Eukaryota; Ciliophora; Oligohymenophorea; Hymenostomatida. The transcript has 4 exons.